Messenger RNA from Hypoxylon trugodes, 1932 nucleotides. Its product is annotated as MFS general substrate transporter. Gene Ontology annotation, cellular component: membrane. Gene Ontology annotation, molecular function: transmembrane transporter activity. The record is from RefSeq and is a predicted model, not a curated record. The transcript has 6 exons. Lineage: Eukaryota; Fungi; Ascomycota; Sordariomycetes; Xylariales; Hypoxylaceae. Gene Ontology annotation, biological process: transmembrane transport. Bases 1 to 1428 code for a protein of 475 amino acids.
AUGGCGAACAUUGAAAAAAUUGCGCAUCAUGCCAGCACCGAAACCGUCCUGGCGGAUAACUCCGAUGCUUCAAUACUCACAGCCACGAGACGACGGCUGGUUCAAAAAACCGAUCUUAUUGUGAUGCCUGGUCUCGCUCUGGCAUACUUCACUCAUACGCUUGACCGUGCUAACCUCGGCAAUGCAAAAACUGAUGGGAUAGAGAAGGAUCUUGGGUUGGUUGGCAACCAAUUCAACUUGCUUCUCAUCUUGUUCUAUGUCCCUUACUCCGUAAUGAACAUCCCUUGGACCAUUGCAGCUAAGCGUUUCAACCCGGCUGUGGUGAUGCCAAUCAUCAUUGCUUUAUGGGGAAUUUGUACUCUGGGUGCUGCAACAACUAAGAAUUUUAGCCAAAUACUUGCCUGCCGUAUUCUAAUGGGUACGGUCGAAGCUGCUUUCUUGCCAUGCGCAGUUUAUUACUGCUCCUUGUUUUAUACGAGAAGAGAGCUCGCGCUUAGGACAUCCAUCUUCUUCCAGAUGGGAUUCAUUGCUGGAGCGGUCAGCGGUUUGAUAUCUUGGAGUGUGUUCCGGUGGAAUGGGUCUUUGAAGGGGUGGCAAUAUCUCUUCAUUAUUGAGGGUGCAUUGACAAUUGGCAUCUCUAUCUUGUUACUCUUCGCUCUCCCUAGGAGUGUACGAAAAUGUCGAUGGUUUUCUGAAGAGGAAAAAAAGAUUGCGGUUGCUCGUCUCGAAGAGGACUCACAUGAUGAAGAUAAAAUAUUUCGCUGGUCGGAUGUGAAGGAACAACUUCAACAUGGACCAACAUGGGCUUUCGCUUUCCUUGCACUUAUGCAUGGAGUUGGGCUAGCAAGUAGUUCAAAUUUCUUGCCCACACUUAUUAAGCGACUGACGGUCGAUUCUACAACAGCCAAUCUCUAUACGAUAGGUCCGAACCUAACCGCGUCUGUAGUGUUACUCACUACAACGUAUUUCUCUGAUCGAUUUCAACAGCGCGCCUAUGCGGCAUGCGGCACCUUGUUCGUCUCUUUAGUUGCUUGGGUCUUACUUGGCUGCCUCGACCUUGUCAAUAGUGUGAAGGUGGGAUAUUUCCUCACAUACCUAAUCACAUUUGGGACUUUCACACCUGGCCUUCUUGUGCCUGUCUGGCUAUCAUCAAACAUGCCGACAACAACGGGACGCGCCGUAGCUCUCGGCUUAAGUUAUAUGGCACAGAAUUUAGCCGGCGUGGUAAGCUCGUUGGUGUUUCGCAACCAAGAUGCACCAGUUUACAAGCCUGCGUUGAUCACGGUAGCUUGCUGUCAGGGCGUUUUCAUCGUUGCAUGCCUUGCUCUAAGGAGAUACUACUCCCAACUAAAUCAGAAGAUUGGUUUAGGUGGCGCUUCUUUUGCUGACAGAACGGAUAAAAGACCUACAUAUAGAUACGCAGUAUAAAAAAAAAGCCAUGGGGGGAAGGCGUCCCUGAAGGGACACUGGAAAAGGGCGGGUGUUCCUGCUACAGUGUGAAUCAGAACAUAAUCUUCGGUUAAACCACGAUAAAAGAACCAAUCAAGGUCAACUAGGAUCGUUGUGGAGUUCACUAAUCUUUCCUAAUAAAAUUCGGAUCCAUAUUUUGAUUGGUUGGAGCUCAAGCUUCACAGUAUCAAAACACUGUAGAAGUACCGUAUUUACCUAGGUACGUUUUGACGCGCUCGAACGAACAAUCCAUUAGGAACUAGGCAGCCGACACAUUGCAUUCUAGAAGGUCCUCAACCAGAAUGGUUCGUAGGUUUCUUCGUAUCUCGAGGGCUCUAUAAUGUGUCAGUACAGUAUUGCGUUAUGAAAUUACUCAAGAACCACGUUUUCAAGCCUAGAUAAAUGAGUCUAGAGUCUAGACUACUGUUCCUCUGUUCGUACGUGAGUCAAUUAGCUGGGCUUUAAUGGAAGGCAAUGAAAGAA